Triticum turgidum subsp. durum (durum wheat) is the source of this 1134-nucleotide messenger RNA. The record is from the annotation of a GenBank genome assembly. NCBI's taxonomy places the organism in Eukaryota, Viridiplantae, Streptophyta, Magnoliopsida, Poales, Poaceae.
AUGGAGGUGGAUGGCAAGAAGCCGUACGUCAUCGCCGUGAUCAUACAGGUCAUCGCCACCGGCAUGCUCGUCACCUCCAAGGCGGCGUACAACCAGGGGUUCAACACCUACGUCUUCGUCUUCUACCGCCAGGCCGCCGCGUCUCUUCUCUUGCUGCCUCUCGCCAUUGUCCUCGAAAGGAAAAACAUGCGGUUAAUGUCGUUCCGGUUGCUCAUGAAGCUGUUCCUCUAUGCCUUAUUCGGGACUACAUUUAGCUUGAACCUGUACAACGUGAGCCUCAAGUUAACAUCUGCUACCGUGGGGUCUGCGACCAGCAACUCCAUGUCCGUGGUCACCUUCAUCAUAGCGCUACUGCUGAGGAUGGAAGUGGUGAAGCUGAGGAGCCCCUCGGGCAUGGCGAAGGUGGCCGGAGUCGUGCUCUGCCUCGCCGGGGUGCUCGCCAUCGCCUUGUACGUGGGUCCGUCCCUGGACCCGGUGAACCACCACCGCGCCUUUGCUGCCGCAAACGGGGAGGCUGAUGCGAAGAGGGGGACGUGGAUCAUGGGCACGUUGCUCAUGGUGCUCGUCAACGUGACGUGGUCCCUGUGGAUCGUCCUGCAGGCCGCGCUGCUCAAGGAGUUCCCCCACAAGCUGCUCGUCACGGCCACGCAGUGCGCCUUCAGCGCGGGCCAGUGCUUCGUCGUCGCGGCGGUCGCCGAGAGGGACUUCUCCCGGUGGCAGCUAGGGUUCGACGUCACACUGGUCGCCGUCCUCUACACCGGGUUUGUGGUGACGGGAGUGUCGUACUACCUGCAAGCAUGGUGCGCGGACAUGAGAGGGCCGGUCUUCCUCGCCGUGUGGAACCCGCUCUGCUUCGUCUUCACCAUUUUCUGCUCCUCCUUCUUCCUCGGAGAGAUUGUUCACCUCGGCAGUAUCUUGGGUGGAAUUCUUCUCGUUGGAGGUCUGUACAGCGUGCUGUGGGGUAAAAGCAAAGAGAUUCGGACUGCGCCAUGUGAUGAGCCGAUUAUGAUCCAUGGCGUGGGGGACGAUAAAUCUGCGGAUGAGGAGGAGAAGAAUGUUAUUAGGAGCAGAGAAGUUAAUGGGGAGAUGGAGCACGAUAAAGAAGCAACCAUAUCGCCUGCUGAACAAGUCUAA